AUGGUCGCGGGAUCGCCGCCUGCGGUUCUCAUGCCGGGAGCCAUUUGGCUCAGGGCCGGAACCAUGCGCGGUGGCCGUUGCGGUUUUGCGCAAGAUCUGCGCCAGUGGAGCCCGGAACGAGCUUCGACGGCGACGGAGCUGUCGGCCUCCCCGAAGAGUUCGGGCGCGUACACUAAGGUCCGGCUACCCGACACGACUUUUCGGUUCAAGCGGGGCGGGCGCGCAGCGCUGGGGGCGACGGUGGAAAAGCGGUCCCCGUUCCGAACCGCACCAGCGGGUGUACGGAAUACACCCAUGCCGCGUGACGGAGGUACAUCCAUAACCACUAGGAAGGUCCACGAGUUAUGCGUGAUUGGCUUCGCUCUUCUGGUCCCGAACGCUCAAAUCGUGAUCAAGGAGCGUCCUCGUGUAUGCACUUCCAGCAACCAGAAGUUGCGCUCUGGUGGCUCGACGAGGAACGAAUCGGUGGCUUGGCAGACGGGGUUUCGGAGCAGCACUCCAGGCCAUGGGGCCUCGGUGAACGCGCCUAUUGGGCGCGUGCUCGCUGGGAAUCAGUUGGCGCAUGGCCCGGACAUGGAUGCUGGCGAAUCAGAGGCGCUCCGGCCCCUUGACGUCCUCGAUGAAAACGAAGCGCCGGCCAAGCAAACAAACUGA
This is a messenger RNA of Thermothielavioides terrestris NRRL 8126, 654 nucleotides long. RefSeq lists its product as uncharacterized. The coding region runs from base 1 to 654 and encodes 217 amino acids. NCBI's taxonomy places the organism in Eukaryota, Fungi, Ascomycota, Sordariomycetes, Sordariales, Chaetomiaceae. The record is from RefSeq and is a predicted model, not a curated record. The transcript is spliced from 6 exons.